Messenger RNA from Orbicella faveolata, 2453 nucleotides. RefSeq names its product alpha-actinin-like. The record is from RefSeq and is a predicted model, not a curated record. NCBI's taxonomy places the organism in Eukaryota, Metazoa, Cnidaria, Anthozoa, Scleractinia, Merulinidae. Gene Ontology annotation, molecular function: protein binding; calcium ion binding.
GCUGCAGAAAUUCGAGCUUCGAAUCGCUAGCGUUAACUGUCUGGGCUGAAAAGGGGUGAAUAUCAUCCUAAGAAUAACUAAUUCGGUGGAUCGUGAUGGCUGCGGAUGAUCAGGAAUAUUAUGGCUACUACUAUGACACCGAGGAAGAUAGAGGGUUGCUUGAUCCUGCAUGGGAAAGGCAACAAAAAAAGACUUUUACAGCAUGGUGUAAUUCUCAUUUAAGAAAAUUAAACAAGCAGAUUUCGGAAAUCGAGGUCGACUUUCACGAUGGUUUGUUGCUGAUGGCAUUGUUAGAGGUAAUAUCAGGAGAAAGACUUCCCAAACCCGAGAAAGGACGAUUGCGGUUUCAUAAGAUUGCCAACGUCAAUAAAGCCUUAGAUUUUGUGGCUGGCAAAGGAGUGAAACUGGUGUCCAUUGGUGCGGAAGAAAUCGUGGAUGGCAACCUCAAAAUGACACUUGGAAUGAUAUGGACGAUAAUCCUGCGGUUUGCGAUCCAAGAUAUAGCUGUAGAAGAAUCGUUUGCAAAGGACGGCCUGUUACUCUGGUGUCAGCGGAAAACAGCCCCAUAUAAAAAUGUCAACGUGCAGAACUUUCACACAAGCUUUAAAGAUGGAUUGGCAUUUUGUGCUCUUAUUCAUCGACAUCGGCCGGACCUCAUUGAUUAUAAUUCUCUGAGCAAGGAGACUCCAUUGGAAAACUUGAAUUAUGCCUUUGAUGUUGCUGAGAAACAUUUGGACAUUCCAAGAAUGCUUGAUGCAGAAGACAUGGUGAACACUGCCAAGCCUGAUGAAAGAGCUGUUAUGACUUACGUGUCUUCUUACUAUCAUGCAUUUACAAGCUCACAAAAGGCUGACACUGCAGCCAAGCGUAUUGGCAAGGUACUAACAAUCAACAGAGACAAUGAGAAGAUGAUGGAGGACUAUGAAAAAAUGGCCAGUGAUCUCCUUGAUUGGAUCAACAAAACUUUGCCCUGGCUCAAAGACAGAAACAGUGAUGGCACAUUGGAUGAUAUGCAGAAAAAGCUUGAUGCCCUUCGAGUGUACCGAAGAAGUGAAAAGCCUCCCAGAGUGGAAGAGAAAGGCAUGUUGGAGACAAAUUUUAACACGUUGCAGACCAAGCUUCGACUUGGAAAUCGACCUGCUUACCUCCCAACAGAGGGCAAAAUGAUUAGUGACAUCAACAGAGCCUGGGGAAACUUAGAAGGCGCAGAAAAAGAUUUUGAAGACUGGUUGCUGAAGGAAAUGAGAAGAAUGGAACGACUUGAUCAUUUGGCAGAAAAAUUCAAGCACAAAUGCAACAUUCAUGAAGCUUGGACAACUGGCAAAACUGACAUGUUAAACAAAGAUGAUUAUGAAAAAGCCACACUGGCUGAUGUUCUGGCCUUGAAGAAAAAACAUGAAGCAUUCGAAAGUGAUCUAGCAGCUCAUCAAGACAGAGUGGAGCAAAUUGUGGCAAUUGCCCAGGAGCUUAAUGAACUGGGUUACAGUGAUGUUGGUUCUGUCAAUGCAAGAUGCCAGACAAUCUGUGAUGAAUGGAAAGAUCUUGGGCAGCUAACAGAAGAUCGGCGACAUAAACUUGAGACACGUGAAGUAAUAUUACAGAAACUGGACUCCUUCCUGUUAGAGUUUGCAAAGAGAGCAGCGCUGUUCAAUAACUGGCUGGAAAGUGCACGGGAAGAUUUAAUGGAUAUGUUCAGCGUACAUACUGUUGAAGAGAUUGUGGAACUGAAAGAUGCUCACCAGGUGUUCAAGGACAAUAUGCCAGCUGCACAACAGGAAUAUGAUGCUAUUAUGAGCAUUAAUACUGAAAUUGAAAACAUAAGUGUCCAGGAAAACCCUUACACUAGUCUUACUAAAGAGGAAAUUUCUCUGACAUGGAGUGAAGUCAUAAGCCUGAUUCCCAAGAGAGAUGAGCUUCUUGAAAAUGAAAAAGGCAGACAGGAACGAAAUGAGAGACUUCGUGUAGAGUUUGCACAAAAGGCUAAUUCAGUUGGACCGUCAAUCAAGGACUAUGAGGAAAAGUUACGCUCUAUUGCUUUGAAAAUGCAAGGACCCCUGGAGGAACAACUGAAAGCUGUCCAAGGGCUUGAACGAGAUGUUGCUGGCUACAAACCUCAAAUGGAUGAACUAGAGUUGGUGCACCAAGAUGUCCAAGAAGCACUAAUCUUUGAAAACCCCCACACAGAAUUCACAAUGGAAGCUCUCCGAGUGAACUGGGAACAACUGCUGACUGCCAUUGCGAGAAACAUCAAUGAAGUUGAAAACCAGAUUCUUAUGAGGGAUUCUAAAGGCAUCUCUGACGACCAGAUGAAGGAAUUCCGUAACUCGUUCAACUUCUUUGACAAAGAUGAAAAUAUGCGACUUGAGCCUCACGAAUUCAAACAAUGCUUGGUUAGUUUAGGAUACAACCUGAAGGAAGGAGACAAGGUUUGUUAAUUAGACUAACGUGUCAUG